Molecule: messenger RNA, 2427 nt
Organism: Vicia villosa (hairy vetch)
Lineage: Eukaryota; Viridiplantae; Streptophyta; Magnoliopsida; Fabales; Fabaceae
Product: BTB/POZ domain-containing protein At5g47800
Exons: 6
Coding region: 353-2122 (589 amino acids)
Source: RefSeq, a predicted model, not a curated record
UUCCUUCUAUUCUAUUCAAACAAGUUUAUCAUCAUAACAUGCUUUUGACACAUUACUAUGUUGACUAAUUCAAACAAACCACACACUCUUCUUUCACUCUUUGUACCCUAUAACACUAUCAACACUCCCUCAUCUCUAUUUCUCUGUCUCUGAGGAUUACUUGCAUGAAACUAGUAAAGCAUAUUCCACUUUCCUUUUUCACAUGUCAUGCCAUAUAUGCUUUGUUUAUCUCUUUCAUCACUUCAUAUUCUAUUGCUUCUGCUUCCUAUCUCUAUAGCCACUGAUUUCUUCAAUUUUGACAGCUUUUUCAUAUAUUGUUCGCCGGUUUUGAAGUAGAUCACAACAAAUAGCUAUGAAGUUCAUGAAACUUGGAACUCGGUCGGACUCUUUCUACACCGAACAAGCUACCAGGAGUCUAGUUUCCGAUAUAGCUCCCGACCUUGUGAUAAAAAUCAAUGAUACAACUUAUCUGCUACAUAAGUCUCCGCUUCUUUCGAAAUGUGGCCUUUUACUAAGACUUGGUUCUGAUACUUAUGAUUCUGAGAGUGUUCCUCUAGAGCUUCAUGAUAUGCCUGGUGGAGCAGAAGCUUUUGAACUCUGUGCUAAGUUUUGCUAUGGAGUUUCAAUCAACAUUAGUGCUCAUAAUUUAGUACCUUCACUUUGUGCUGCUAAGCUCCUCCAAAUGAAUGAGUCCGUUGAGAGGGGAAACUUUGUAGGUAAACUUGAGUCUUUCUUCAGUUCUUGCAUUCUAGAAGGAUGGAAAGACUCGGUUUCGACGCUGCAGGCCACCGAGAAGUUACCAGAGUGGUCUGAGAAUCUCGGCAUAAUAAGAAAAUGCAUUGAUUCAAUUAUUGAAAAAGUUCUUACACCCCUACCACAGGUGAAAUGGUCCUACACUUACACUAGGCCUGGUUACAACAGAAAAGAGCAUCAUUCUGUUCCGAAGGAUUGGUGGACCGAGGAUAUAUCGAUUCUAAACAUAGAUCUUUUCAGGUGCAUAAUAAUGACUAUUAGAUCAACACAUGUGCUUCCGCCGCAGCUUAUCGGCGAAGCUUUGCAUGUUUACGCAUAUAAGUGGUUACCUUGCACCAUAAAGGCUAAAAGUUCAGGAAGUUCAGCAUCACAAACAGAAGAAUCCAAGGAGAAAAACAGAAUAAUUCUUGAAACAAUUGUGAGCAUGAUUCCUUCAGAUAGAGGGUCAGUUUCAGGUGGUUUCUUGUUAAGACUCUUGAGCAUUUCAAGUCAUUUAGGUGUCUCUACAAUGACAAAAACAGAACUGAUAAAAAGAGGUAGCAUACAGUUUCAUGAGGCUACUGUGAGUGAUUUGCUUUACCCUCCAACAUCGUCGUUGGACCAGAAUUUUUAUGACAUUGAGUUAGUUCAAGUAGUGUUGGAAAGUUUUCUGAAGUUUUGGAAAAGAAUCUCCCCUGGUGCUGUGGACAAUAGGCACUACUUGUUAAGAUCGAUACGAAAAGUUGGUAAACUUGUUGAUUCCUAUCUUCAAGUGGUGGCAAGAGAUGAAAAUAUGGCAGUGUCGAAAUUCGUAACUCUUGCUGAAACUGUGCCAGCAGUUGGAAGAUUAGAGCAUGAUGAUUUGUACCAGGCAAUCAACAUUUAUCUUAAGGUGCAUCCGGACUUGAGCAAGGUGGAAAAGAAGCGCUUAUGCGGGAUUCUAGAGUGCCAAAGAUUGUCCUCAGACGCGCGCUCACACGCUGUCAAAAACGAGUUUCUGCCAUCAAGAACUGUGGUGCAGCUCCUAUAUUAUGAACAAGAGAAAGACUCUAAGGUAGCAACAACUAGUACAAAGUUGCAAAAACCACAUGAGCUACUUCUAGAAGCAAAAAAGAAACCAGCCACAAGAGAUAGCCAUGGAAAGCAAUCUCAGUACCUUGACAAAGAAGCAAUCACAAGAAGAACAUCGAUUGCUGAGAGUAGAGAAAAGGGUCAGCAGAAAACUAAAAGGUUGGAUGAUAAGUUGGCAUUAGACUUGGAAAAAAAGAUGGUUAUAAAAGGAGGCAAAGAAGAAAGUAUGGCAGGAAUCAAAAUAAACUUAGAUCAUAAGAAAAUCAUAGGAAGAACAAGAAGCAAUAAAUCAGAAUAUGGCAGUGAAAAGAGAAGAUAGAUUUGAUAAUAGUAUUAGAAUAAUCUUUGAAAAUUUCAAAGAAAAUUAUUGUCAGCCCUCUCUAUCUAUGCAUUUUUGUCUCCUCUAUUCUUAUCUUAUUAUCUCUUCUUACCUUUGUCAUAAAUGUAACAAUGGUGUGAUCAAGUGUAAUUUAUAUUUCAUUUAAAGGUUGUAAUUGUAUUUGUUAGUAUAAAAGUAUACUCAAAAUAUUUUUUUAUAAAGCUUUUUAUUAAAAAUUGAAAGAAAAAAAGACAAACAAAUAGGGUGGGGGCAUGUGUCUAACCCAUCAAAACUAACAAAAACGG